AUGAAGUUGGAGCCAACCCACUUCACUCCCGUAGCAGAGUCCAAGCUCGACAUACCCUAUGCCGAUCUGACAGAGAUCAACAUCUCGCGAUGGGAUGAUGGGCCAGAGGAGCAGGCUAGACUCGCAGAAGAGCUCAGAGACGCGAUGACGACAGAUGGAUUCCUCGUUCUGACAGGUCACGCUCUCUCAGAAGCGGACAUUUCGAGACAGGUCGACAUCGGCUACACCGUCAUUGAAGAAACGUCGCUCGAGGAGAAAUGCCGACUUCAAGGUCAUAUGGACAAGGAUGGGGUAUAUAGGGGUUUCAAGCUGAGGCAGUAUUACGAGAUGCAAAAUGGCGUCAAGGAUCAGAUUGAACAGUUUAACUGGCAGAGGGACAUGAAGACGCAAGAAUUCCCAGCAGUCAUGCAGCCGUUCCUCGAAGAAACAAAGGAGUUCUGCAGGAUCGUCCACGAGAACAUCUUGUUCAAGGUCUUUCGGCUCUUUGCUCUCGCACUGGCAAUACCCAGCGACACAUUUGUCGCCAUGCACAGGUAUGAAGCGCUCGAUGAUGCGUGGUUCAGAUAUAUGACAUUCUAUGACGAGCAUGAUCCCGAAGACGAGAAGAAGAUCGGUGGUGUUUGGCUAAAAGGUCAUCAAGACCAUGGUGCCGUCACGAUGGUCUUCUCUCAGCCUAUGGCGUCUCUCCAGGUCCGAGACGACCAAGGUGUCUGGCGAUAUACUCGCCAUACCCCAGGCGGGAUCAUCAUUAACUGUGGAAUCAUGAUGGAAUGGUGGACUGGUGGAUACUUCAAAGCGGCCAAUCAUCGCGUGGUCGCUCCUCCUGCAGACCAAAGGAAUCAUAUCCGAUGCGGCGUAUUCUACUUCUCCAUACCCAAUGACCAAGUCCGCCCAAAUCUGUUAACUCAAUCACCGGUCCUUCGCGAUGCAGGUGUGAAGGCACACUUUGAGCACGACAAGACCAUCACGGCGAGAGAAUUCUCAAGAGCUCGCGUCGCCAAGGUCGGAAAGUCGAAUGUUUACAAGCAGGAUUGGGGCGAAGGACAGAGACUGGUGGAGGUCAUUGCGGGCGUAGAGGUGCCUCACUUCGGUUGA
Kockovaella imperatae is the source of this 1095-nucleotide messenger RNA. RefSeq names its product Clavaminate synthase-like protein. The record is from RefSeq and is a predicted model, not a curated record. The transcript is spliced from 9 exons. NCBI's taxonomy places the organism in Eukaryota, Fungi, Basidiomycota, Tremellomycetes, Tremellales, Cuniculitremaceae. The coding region runs from base 1 to 1095 and encodes 364 amino acids. Gene Ontology annotation, molecular function: dioxygenase activity.